Parascedosporium putredinis is the source of this 375-nucleotide messenger RNA. NCBI's taxonomy places the organism in Eukaryota, Fungi, Ascomycota, Sordariomycetes, Microascales, Microascaceae. The record is from the annotation of a GenBank genome assembly.
AUGCGGAAGCAAAAACUCUCGAUUCCCCUCAUUGCUGUUCUCAAGACCACCAAAUCACGGUCCCAAGCCGCGACCGCGACCGGCCUUUCCCCGCCUCCCCGCCUCGCCCGCCAAGCCGCCUUCGACUUCAAGUUCUUGUCCGACCCGGACCCCAGCGUCGUCGAUGGCUACGGCGGUCGCCAGGAGGCCGAUCUCCUCGGCACCUCUCGCAUCUCCGGUGACGACGAGGACAAGGAUGGCAUUGGGAGCGGCGGAUGCGAUCCGGUCCAGACCCCCAACACCAAGCUGGAGCUCCGGCAGGCCCUUGAGAUGCCGGAAGCUUGCCAGAUCGGGAGCUUCCGAUCCUCGGGAGACUAUCCCCGGUUCCUCAGCUGA